AUGGCGUUGAGAUCCCACCCCUUCAAGAUCCCCUAUGACCUCCGAGCAAAAGCCCGCCCCUUCAAGAUCUUCCGUGACCUCCGAGCAAAAGUCCGCCCCUUCAAGAUCCCCUAUGACCUCCGAGCAAAACCCCAUCCCUUCAAGAUCUUCCGUGACCUCCGAGCAAAAGUCCGCCCCUUCAAGAUCUUCCGUAACCUCCGAGCAAAAGCCCGCCCCUUCAAGAUCCCCUAUGACCUCCGAGCAAAACCCCACCCCUUCAAGAUCUUCCGUGACCUCCGAGCAAAACCCCACCCCUUCAAGAUCUUCCGUGACCUCCGAGCAAAACCCCACCCCUUCAAGAUCCCCUAUGACCUCCGAGCAAAAGCCCACCCCUUCAAGAUCCCCUAUGACCUCCGAGCAAAAGCCCGCCCCUUCAAGAUCUUCCGUGACCUCCGAGCAAAAGCCCGCUCCUUCAAGAUCUCCCGUGACCUCCGAGCAAAAGCCCACCCCUUCAAGAUCUUCCGUAAUCUCCGAGCAAAACCCCACCCCUUCAAGAUCCCCUAUGACCUCCGAGCAAAACCCCACCCCUUCAAGAUCUCCCGUGACCUCCGAGCAAAACCCCACCCCUUCAAGAUCUUCCGUAAUCUCCGAGCAAAACCCCACCCCUUCAAGAUCUUCCGUGACCUCCGAGCAAAAGCCCACCCCUUUCAAGAUCUUCGGUGA
Messenger RNA from Haliotis rufescens (red abalone), 702 nucleotides. RefSeq lists its product as uncharacterized. The coding region runs from base 1 to 702 and encodes 233 amino acids. Lineage: Eukaryota; Metazoa; Mollusca; Gastropoda; Lepetellida; Haliotidae. The record is from RefSeq and is a predicted model, not a curated record. The transcript has 2 exons.